CGUCUAUUGCCCCACACCAUUUUGUAGAUUUCCGCCAUUAGCCUGCUAUGUGCACAAGAUUUGGUUUUUCAUCUCUGCGAAAUUGUGAGAUUUUUACAGCCAUGAAGCAACUACCUGUGAUUUUCCUAUUCAUGCUCCUAUGUCAAAGGAAUUGCGAGUCCGGGACAGUUGAUAGGUUUGCAGAAUACAACGAGAUCAACGCAACAACUAAUUACUCAGUUUUGGAUGACAAACGAGCAGAAAACAAGGUGCUUGAAGACGCACUGCGAAACUUCAAUCUCAGUGCAUACUCCAACUUGGCGGCCACUGGCAACAAGAGCAAUUCACAUCCUAUUACAUUGGAACUUCACUACGAUGAUGAGCGGAAAUCGAAAUUUUUCAAACAUCGCCAGAAAUCGCGUAAAUUUGGCGAUGAUCUAAAAAGAACUGGGAGACGGGCGCCAAGUCAGAUCACAACAAAUCAUUGCAAGCUAAAACUUUUCUAUGAAAAGUGUGUGCCAGCGGGAGAAGAAAUCUCACCAGGAAAACUAAGCAUGUGCUAUACAUGCAAGAGGAUCUACCACGUCAGCUAUAACUGUUAUCCAAGAGUCCUCACUGCAGAAUUUUGUGAUAGGAGUAACGGUGAUUGUGCUUUCGAUAAUGGUAGACGUAAAGGCACAUGCAUUUCUACUUAUUCUACAGUAACGUUACUAGGAGGUGUAGGAAACGACAACUGUACGAACUUUCUGCCUGAGAACUUCGAGAUGCCAACUGGUUGCCAAUGUGCGCUCAGAAAGCACUCGGCUCUAAAGGCAACAUGGUACAGUCCAUCAAUCCAGCGGCAAACCCUAUCUGAUAAACGAUAACAUUUAUUUGUAUUUUUGUGCUUCAUAAAUUUU
This is a messenger RNA of Cylicocyclus nassatus, 878 nucleotides long. The record is from the annotation of a GenBank genome assembly. Lineage: Eukaryota; Metazoa; Nematoda; Chromadorea; Rhabditida; Strongylidae.